Messenger RNA from Scomber scombrus (Atlantic mackerel), 897 nucleotides. RefSeq lists its product as uncharacterized. The transcript has 7 exons. Bases 1 to 897 code for a protein of 298 amino acids. NCBI's taxonomy places the organism in Eukaryota, Metazoa, Chordata, Actinopteri, Scombriformes, Scombridae. The record is from RefSeq and is a predicted model, not a curated record.
AUGCAAGCAUUCAGGUCUCUGAUUUUCUCCAAUUGGACUUCAGAUGUGCGUCUGGAUGGGAAGACAGCGAUAGUAACGGGUGCCAAUACAGGAAUAGGCAAAGAAACGGCUAAAGACCUGGCAAGCAGAGGGGCACGGGUGAUAUUGGCGUGCAGAGACAUGGCAAAAGGAGAGCAAGCGGCUCGAGAUAUCAUGAGGGAGGUGAAGGGAGCCAAGGUUGUCGCCACGCAACUGGAUCUAGCUGACACCAAAUCGAUCUGCCUGUUUGCUGAGAAUAUCUACGACACUGAGAAGGCUCUUCACUACCUGAUCAACAAUGCAGGAGUGGCUAUGUGCGCUUAUGCCACGACAGUGGAUGGAUAUGAGAUGCAGUUUGGAGUCAAUCAUUUGGGUCAUUUCUUUCUGACCUACCUGCUACUUGACUUGCUCAAGCACUCUGCCCCAUCCCGGGUAAUCAACGUGUCAUCAUUAGCUCACCACAUUGGCAAGAUCCAGUUUGAUGACCUGAGCGGUGAGAAGAACUACCACCCUGUCAGGGCCUACGCGCAGAGCAAGCUGGCUAACAACCUAUUUACCAGAGAGAUGGCCAAAAGGAUGGAGGUUCUAGGUGUGAUGGUUUACGCGGUGGAUCCUGGCAUGGUGAACACUGAAAUAACAAGGCAUAUAAGCUGGCCCCUUGUGGACUUAAUGAAAACCUUCAGUUUUCUGUCAAAGACUUCGGCAGAGGGAGCCCACACCAUCAUCUACUGUACUGUAACUCCUGAGAACCAGCUGCUCACUGGAGGAUACUACAAGGACUGUGCCAUUGCGAAUAGCGCCAGGGCAGCUCAGGAUGACGGCACUGCCUUAAAGCUGUGGGCUGUGAGCUGCCACCUGCUAGGCAUCCGCUGGAGAUGA